Arabis nemorensis is the source of this 3126-nucleotide messenger RNA. Lineage: Eukaryota; Viridiplantae; Streptophyta; Magnoliopsida; Brassicales; Brassicaceae. The record is from the annotation of a GenBank genome assembly.
AUGACCCAUCAUCACCGGCGGGAGUCUUUCUCGGUAACCAUCUCCAACAUGGGAGGUGGUUCCGUGGUGAUUUGUCCUAAUACCGACCUUCUUUGGCCAUUUGGGAAGCUUGAUGGGCUUGACCGGGAAGAUAUCCGUGAAACAGCUUAUGAGAUCUUCUUCACGGCUUGUCGGUCAUCACCGGGGUUUGGAGGCCGGACCGCUCUUACGUUCUACUCUUCGCAUAACGGUAACGACCAUCAUGGAGACGGAGGAGGAGGAAUAGGAUCCGGCGGCUCACAUGGUCCCGGAUUUGGGUCUUCAGGGAGGAAAGAGGUGGUGACAACCCCGACAAGCCGCGUGAAACGGGCAUUGGGCUUAAAGAUGCUUAAAAGGUCUCCGUCUAGGCGAAUGUCGACAAUAGGAGCGGCUGGAGGAGCUGGGACAACUUCAUUGUCUCCUGGUGGCGGAAUGAGUACUGGAUCAGGCCACAUUAGCCCUGGAGCCGGGUUCUUGACGGUCCCGGCUUCUCGGCCUAGAAGGCCUUUAACCUCGGCGGAGAUCAUGAGGCAACAAAUGAGGGUGACAGAACAGAGUGAUAGUCGGCUUCGGAAAACCCUACUGAGGACUCUUGUCGGUCAAACUGGUAGACGAGCAGAGACGAUAAUCUUGCCGUUAGAGCUUCUCCGGCACCUGAAAACAUCAGAGUUUGGCGAUGCACAUGAGUACCAGCUUUGGCAACGAAGACAACUCAAAGUCCUUGAAGCUGGUCUUCUCCUUCAUCCAUCGAUUCCUCUAGACAAAACCAAUAACUACGCAAUGCGUUUAAGGGAAAUCGUUAGACAAAGCGAGAACAAAUCCAUUGACACAAGCAAAAACUCAGAUACAAUGAGAACACUUUGCAAUGUCGUAGUCUCUUUAUCUUGGCGUAGUACUAAUGGAAACCUGACCGAUGUUUGUCACUGGGCUGAUGGUUAUCCUCUCAACAUCCAUCUUUACGUAGCAUUGUUACAGUCGAUAUUCGAUGUCAGGGACGAGACAUUGGUGCUCGAUGAGAUCGAUGAGCUUCUAGAGCUAAUGAAGAAGACUUGGUCUACACUAGGAAUCACAAGACCGAUACAUAAUCUAUGUUUCACUUGGAUUUUGUUUCAUCAAUACGUCGUGACAUCACAAAUGGAACCGGACUUGCUCGGCGCCUCUCACGCUAUGCUAGCUGAAGUUGCUAAUGACGCUAAGAAGCUUGACCGCGAAGCUCUCUAUGUAAAACUCUUGACCUCGACAUUAGCCUCUAUGCAAGGAUGGACCGAGAAAAGGUUAUUGAGCUACCAUGAUUAUUUCCAAAGAGGCAAUGUUGGAUUGAUAGAGAAUCUUCUACCAUUGGCAUUAUCAUCAUCAAGAAUCUUAGGAGAAGAUGUGACAAUUUCUCAAGGGAAAGGACAAGAGAAAGGCGAUGUAAAAUUGGUCGAUUAUUCAGGAGAUCGCGUCGAUUAUUACAUUAGAGCGUCUAUCAAAAACGCAUUUUCUAAGGUGAUAGAGAACACGAAAGCGAAGAUGGCAGCAACAGAGGAAGGAGAAGAAGCAGCAGCGACAUUGUUGCAGUUAGCUAAAGAAACAGAGGAGUUAGCGUUAAGAGAACGCGAAUGUUUCAGCCCGAUACUCAAGAGAUGGCAUUCUUUUGCUGCUGGUGUUGCUUCAGUGUCACUUCAUCAGUGUUACGGCUCGAUCUUGAUGCAAUAUUUGGCAGGAAGAUCGUUUAUCUCGAGAGAUACUGUUGAGGUUUUGCAGAUAGCAGGGAAGCUUGAGAAGGUUUUAGUGCAAAUGGUGGCUGAAGAUUCAGAAGAAUGCGAUGACGGUGGAAAAGGACUGGUUCGAGAGAUGGUUCCUUACGAAGUUGAUUCGAUUAUAUUGCGGCUUUUAAGGCAAUGGAUCGAAGAGAAGUUGAAGAAAGUUCAAGAAUGUUUGUUUAGAGCAAAGGAGACAGAAACAUGGAACCCGAAGUCCAAAUCGGAACCUUACGCGCAGUCCGCAGGAGAAAUGAUGAAGCUAGCGAAAGAUACAAUCGAUGAGUUCUUCGAAAUCCCUAUCGGAAUUACAGAGGAUCUAGUUCAUGAUCUUGCUGAAGGGUUAGAACAACUUUUCCAAGAAUACACAACAUUCGUCGCAUCUUGCGGUUCAAGACAGAGUUACAUUCCUACAUUACCUCCUCUUACAAGAUGCAACAGAGAUUCAAGAUUCGUUAAACUAUGGAAACGAGCUACACCGUGUACUGUCUCUAGAGAAGAAUUCAGCCACACCGCGCCAGCGAUUUCCGAUGGUCACCAUCCGCGACCAUCGACAAGCCGCGGGACUCAGCGUCUCUACAUUCGUCUUAACACAUUGCAUUUCCUAAGCUCACAUAUCCAUUCUUUAAACAAAACACUCUCAUUAAACCCGAAAGUACUUCCCGCGACCCGAAAACGCUACCGCCAUCGAAACAACAACAAUUCGUCUUCUUACUUCGAUUUCACAUACGCUGGAAUCGAAUCCGCUUGCCAACACGUUUCAGAAGUGGCGGCUUACCGAUUGAUUUUCCUCGACUCAAACUCUGUUUUAUACGAGAGCCUAUACGUAGGAGAGGUCGCGAACGCGAGGAUCAGACCAGCUUUAAGGACAAUGAAACAGAACUUGACAUUAAUGUCAGCGAUCCUCGCGGAUCGAGCUCAAGCAUUGGCGAUGAGAGAGGUUAUGAAGUCGUCAUUCGAAGCGUUCUUGAUGGUUCUCUUAGCUGGAGGUUACUCACGAGUGUUUUACCGGUCGGAUCAUAGUCUGAUCGAAGAAGAUUUCGAGAAUUUGAAGAGGGUUUUUUGCACUUGCGGCGAAGGAUUGAUACCAGAAGAAGUUGUGGAUAGAGAAGCAGAGACAGUGGAAGGAGUGAUUCAGCUAAUGAGUCAACCAACAGAACAACUUAUGGAAGAUUUUAGCAUUGUGACGUGCGAAACAAGUGGUAUUGGGAUGGUUGGUUCCGGACAGAAGCUACCGAUGCCUCCGACUACAGGAAGGUGGAACCGGUCGGAUCCGAACACGAUCUUGAGGGUUCUUUGUCAUAGAAACGACCGUGUUGCUAAUCAGUUCUUGAAGAAAUCGUUUCAAUUGGCUAAACGAAGGUGA